This is a messenger RNA of Yarrowia lipolytica CLIB122, 2058 nucleotides long. RefSeq lists its product as uncharacterized. Gene Ontology annotation, cellular component: plasma membrane; fungal-type vacuole. The record is from RefSeq and is a predicted model, not a curated record. Lineage: Eukaryota; Fungi; Ascomycota; Dipodascomycetes; Dipodascales. Gene Ontology annotation, molecular function: tripeptide transmembrane transporter activity. Gene Ontology annotation, biological process: transmembrane transport; oligopeptide transport.
AUGGAGACUCCAAGCCUGGCCCAGAGCGAUUCCAGCGGAGUCAGUCUGUUGCAACUAGCUGGAGACAUUGAAGAGACGCCGAGAGUAAUGACUAUUGGCAGUGCCAGAGACACAAAUCCCACCGACACAUGCGCAGACGAUGCCCACAGACCCAGCACCAACACAUCCACUAGCCACCCCCAAGACACCCGCUACAACAGUAACCUGCGACUUGAAACCGCCAACACAGACAGCUACGUGAGCGUUUGUGAUCUCGACAACUACGGAACGGCCUCCUUGCGACACUCGCCUUCUCGUGACACAACUCUCGACCCUACAUACACCACCAGACACGAUAUUACCACGGUCACCACCCCCCACACUAGCCACACGGAAACAAGCCCGCUGCUCAAGAAACCCACCUCCAUGACUACCGACGUUGCCGACUCGGAGGAAGGCGAAAUCAUCUCGCUCCCAGACCUCCCCGAAGACGUGCCCCACAUCUCCGAUAAAAUCCCCUACUCGGCCUAUCUGGUGGCAGUAGUCGAGCUCUGUGAACGGUUCACCUACUACGGACUCUCGGGUCCCUUCCAGAACUACAUCCAGAACCCGCGGGAGGGCCGACUACCUGGAGCCCUCGGCCUGGGCCAACAAAAGGCCGUGGCUCUCCUCUAUGCCUUCCAGUUCUGGUGCUACCUAACCCCCAUUUUCGGAGCUAUCAUUGCUGACUCAUACUGGGGCAAGUACAAGACAAUUCUUCGGUUCGCCAUCGUCAAUGUUAUUGGCGUCUUUGUGCUGGUGAUCUCUUCUCUUCCCGUCAACAUUGACAACGGAUGGGCUCUCCCAGGCCUGCUGCUGGCCAUGGUCAUCAUCGGACUCGGAACAGGAGGAAUCAAGGCCAACGUGAGUCCUCUGAUUGGAGAGCAGUACCGAAACGAAAAGUACAGACUCGUCUAUACCAAGAACGAGUCUCAAGCCAUUAUUUCCCCUGUCGUCACCAUCCAGUCCAUCUUCAUGAUCUUCUACUACUGCAUCAACAUUGGCUGCCUGGCCCCCAUGAUUACAUCUUACGUGGAAAUGAAGGUCGACUUCUGGGCUGCUUAUCUCAUCCCUGGCGUCUUUUUCUUCUUUGGAAUGGCUGCCCUGGUUAUGGGAAGAAACAUGUACUACUGCGCUCCUGUCAAGGGAAGUGUUGUUCCCGAUGCCGUGGCUGUCUCUUGGAUGCUCUUCAAGGAGAGAGGCAACAAAUGUGACACUGAGACAAGCGCUCUCCCACGGGACACCGAUGCUGAAUCUUCCUCUCGUACCUCCCAAGAGUCUCUGCUCUCCCAGGACCUUGAAACUUCCCCCGAGUUCAUCUCCUCCGUCGACACCACCAUCUCUCCUCGAGCCAUGUACGUUUCCAAGGCCUCGGGCAACAAGUAUUCUGCUUCCUUCGUGCAGGAUAUCAUUGUCACGCUCAAGGCAUGUCGGGUAUUCCUCUUUUACCCCGUCUACUGGCUUGUUUACGGCCAGAUGACAUCCAACUUCAUUGCUCAGGCUGGUCAGAUGAAUACCUACUCCAUUCCCAACGACAUUAUGAGCAACAUUGACCCAAUCACCCUACUUCUGUUCAUUCCCAUUGUUGAGAAGAAGUUAUAUCCCUGGUUGCGAUCUCGAGGCUACUCGUUUGGUCCUCUUGCUCGAAUCUUCACUGGCUUCUUGUGUGCUGCAUUGGCCAUGGUCUGGGCCUGUGGAGUGCAGGUGUUUAUCUACCGAGGCCAGGCAGACACAAAGAUUGACGAGGUUGGUGUGGAGAACCUGGUAUCUGUCUUCUGGCAGGUGCCUGCAUACAUUUUCAUUGCAUUUUCCGAGAUUUUGGCCUCCGUCACUGGUUUGGAGUAUGCAUUCUUGAACGCUCCCAAAACGAUGAAAUCACUGGUUAUGAGUGUCUUCCUUGUCACCAAUGCUGGUGGUUACGCCAUGGGUAUUGUCAUUAGUCCGUGGUUCAAGGACCCCUACAUGGUGACUUGUUACUUCUGGAUUGCCGCAUUGACGUUUGCCACAGGAGCUCUGUUCCGAUACUGCUUCAGGGACUGA